This is a messenger RNA of Sceloporus undulatus (fence lizard), 2296 nucleotides long. Its product is annotated as cryptochrome-1-like. The coding region runs from base 140 to 1732 and encodes 530 amino acids. The transcript is spliced from 11 exons. Gene Ontology annotation, molecular function: DNA binding; FAD binding. Lineage: Eukaryota; Metazoa; Chordata; Lepidosauria; Squamata; Phrynosomatidae. The record is from RefSeq and is a predicted model, not a curated record. Gene Ontology annotation, cellular component: cytoplasm; nucleus. Gene Ontology annotation, biological process: circadian regulation of gene expression; entrainment of circadian clock by photoperiod.
CCCAAGAUGCCUUGCUGCCUAUUAAUGGUGGGCAGAGAGGCUGAGCAAGAACAAGAAGGCGGCACCGGAAGUAAGAGGCCUAGGUGCCCAGCUUGGCCGGAAGUUCCAGAAACAAUCAGGUUUCAAAUAAAUACCCAAUAUGUCUCAUCAGACUAUUCAUCUUUUCCGGAAGGGUCUCCGGCUACAUGACAACCCCACUCUACUAGCUGCAUUGAAGUCUUCUGCAAUUGUAUAUCCAGUCUACAUACUGGACAGAAAGUUUUUGACAUCUGCAGUGAAAAUGGGAGCUAUCCGUUGGCAUUUCCUUUUGCAAUCUCUGCAAGAUCUGCAGGCAAACCUAAAGAAAUUGAAUUCUUGUUUAUGGAUUAUUCAAGGAGAGUAUGAAGUUGUAUUGCGGGAGCAUGUUAAAAAGUGGAAUAUUACGCAAGUGACAUUAGAUGAUGAGAUUGAACCAUUUUUCAGGGAGAUGGAGAGGACUAUUCAAGCUAUCGGGAAAGAAAUGGGAUUUGAAGUAUUAUCAAUGGUGGGACACACAUUGUAUGAUGUCAAACGGAUUGUGGAACUAAAUAGAGGAACACCUCCAUUGACAUACAAGAGGUUUCUCCAGAUACUCUCUAAACUUGGAGAUCCAGAGAUGCCUGUGGAGGAUUUUACAACUGAAAAUUCACAAAAACUCAGCCCUCUCCCUGAAGUAGAACUGGAUGAAUGUUACAGAGUUCCUCUCCCAGAGGAGUUGGGAAUUUCUAAAGAGUACCUGUCACCUUGGAGAGGUGGGGAAACAGUUGGGCUACAGCGACUUGAAGAGCACAUGAAAAACCAGGGGUGGAUAGCAAAAUUUGCUAAACCAAGAACUAUCCCAAAUUCUCUGCUUCCAAGUACUACAGGCUUGAGUCCCUAUUUCAGCUUGGGUUGUUUAUCAGUUCGGAUGUUUUUUUAUUGGCUGUCAAAAAUUUAUGCUCAGUCAAAGAACCAUUCUUUGCCACCAGUAUCUCUUCAAGGUCAGCUGCUUUGGAGAGAAUUUUUUUAUACUGUAGCAUCAACAACACCAAACUUUACAAAAAUGGCUGGGAAUCCCAUCUGCCUUCAGAUAGAAUGGUACCAAGAUGCAGAGAAACUCCACAAAUGGAAAAUGGCACAGACAGGCUUUCCAUGGAUUGAUGCCAUUAUGACCCAACUCCGUCAGGAAGGCUGGAUACAUCAUCUUGCUCGUCAUGCUGUGGCAUGCUUCCUGACACGUGGAGACCUCUGGAUCAGUUGGGAGGAAGGCAUGAAGGUAUUUGAAGAGCUGCUUCUUGAUGCAGAUUAUAGCAUUAAUGCAGGGAACUGGAUGUGGCUAUCAGCCAGUGCUUUCUUCCACCAGUAUUCACGCAUUUUCUGUCCUGUUCGUUUUGGCAAGCGCACAGAUCCAGAAGGCCAGUAUAUUCGAAAAUACCUCCCAGUGCUGAAAAAUUUUCCUUCCAAAUACAUUUAUGAACCUUGGACAGCACCAGAAGAAGAACAGAUAGAGGCUGGCUGCAUUAUAGGUAAAGAUUAUCCUUUUCCUAUGGUAAACCACAAAGAAGUCAGUGUUCAUAACCUGCAGCUGAUGAAACAAGUCAGAGAAGAACAGUACAAAACAGCUCAACUCACAAGAGAUGAUGUUGAUGAUCCAAUGGAAAUGAGGCUGAAACGAGAACUUUCAGAAGAGAACACUCAAAAAGGAAAACAUACCAGAAAAAGUGAAGAAGUAUAGACUAAUCCAUUCUGUUUAUGUUUACUUGGUAGUAAGUCUCACUUCAUGCAGUGGGAAAGAUGCAUCUAGGGAGAAGUGAUUUUUUAUUAUGCAGCUUAUAGACACUCCUUUAGAUUUAUCAGAAUGGAAAGUGAUGAUGUGUUGAAUGCAGCAUUUAAUUAUUGCUCACAUUAUGCACUUUACCCUUUUUCUGUUCUUGAAUUUUCUCUGCAAAAAAAAAGUGUUUUCCUUAAAACAUCUAUUUUUGAAAUGAUUCAUGGGAUAACUUGACUUGCAGAUGAAAUAUGUCAUUUAUAGCCUUCUCUGCUGUGGCAUCUUAGUUGUAGAAUGUCCUGCCCUUGAAGGCCUGAUUGGCAUGAGCACUGGUUUCAUUCUGGUACCUAGUUAAAACAUGGUUUUUUUUAUCACAGGUCUAGAGAUCUUUCCCAAAUAUGUAUAGUUAAAUGGUUUUAAAUUAUUUUAAUUUUAAGUUGUUUAAAUUAUUUUUUAAGUUUUAGGUUAUUUAAAAUGUUAAAAUUACUCCUUACUAUUUUAAAUUGUUUUAUUUGUACACUGCCCUGAGAU